Molecule: messenger RNA, 3789 nt
Organism: Carassius auratus (goldfish)
Lineage: Eukaryota; Metazoa; Chordata; Actinopteri; Cypriniformes; Cyprinidae
Gene: rhot2
Product: ras homolog family member T2
Exons: 19
Coding region: 90-1943 (617 amino acids)
Biological process (GO): mitochondrion organization
Cellular component (GO): mitochondrial outer membrane
Molecular function (GO): GTPase activity; calcium ion binding; GTP binding
Source: RefSeq, a predicted model, not a curated record
GGAUGUAAUGGGGCUAGCCAGAAACUAGCUGCACCGAGCUUUGAAUUGAAUUUGAAGUUUACCGAAAGUUCAAUAGAGAGCGGGUUGAAAUGAAACGCGAUGUCCGGAUUCUGAUGUUGGGGGAACCCAAAGUGGGAAAGACCUCUCUCAUCAUGUCUCUGGUUGGAGAGGAGUUUCCUGAGAAGGUUCCUCUCCGAGCAGAAGAGAUCACCAUACCAGCCGACGUCACGCCUGAGAAAGUGCCCACACAUAUAGUCGACUAUUCAGAAAGUGAACAGUCUGAUGAAGUUUUGCGGGAGGAAAUCGUGAAGGCCAAUGUUGUGUGUGUGGUUUAUGAUGUCACACAAGAGGAAACCAUUGACAAGAUCAGGACUAAGUGGAUCCCGCUGGUGAACGGUGGUGCUGAGAAAGGAAACAAGAUUCCCAUCAUCCUCGUGGGCAACAAGUCCGACCUGCGCUCCGGCAGCUCCAUGGAAACCAUCCUGCCAAUCAUGAACCAGUUUUCAGAGAUUGAGACCUGUGUAGAGUGCUCAGCUAAGAAUCUGAAGAAUAUUUCUGAGCUCUUUUAUUACGCCCAGAAGGCCGUUCUGCACCCGACUGCUCCGCUCUACGACCCUGAAGACAAGCAGCUGAAGCCGCAGUGUGUUCGAGCUCUGAGUCGGAUCUUCAGUAUCUCUGAUCAGGAUAAUGAUCACAUCCUCAGUGACGCUGAACUCAACUGCUUUCAGAAAUUAUGUUUCGGGAACCCACUGGCUCCUCAGGCUCUAGAGGACGUGAAGACAGUGGUGUGGAAGAACACCAGUGAUGGAGUCCAGGACAACGGACUCACUCUCAACGGUUUCUUGUUCUUGAACACUCUCUUUAUCCAGAGGGGACGUCAUGAAACCACCUGGACCAUCCUGCGUAAAUUCGGCUACGAUGACACGCUCGAGUUGACCGAUGACUACCUCUAUCCACCGUUACGAGUAUCGGUGGGUUGCUCGACAGAGCUGAAUCAUCUGGGUCAUCAGUUCCUCCAGAAGCUGUUUGAUAAGUACGACGAGGAUAAGGAUUCAGCGCUCUCCCCCGCUGAGCUGAAGAAUCUGUUUAGUGUUUUACCCUACAUGCCCUGGGGCCCGGAGGUGUACAGUAACGUCUCCUUAUCAGACGACAACUACAUCUCACAGCACGGGUUCUUUUGCCAAUGGAUGUUAUCUGCUUAUUUGGAUGUCCACCGGUGUUUGGAGCAUCUCGGUCACCUCGGGUAUCCCAUUCUAAUGGAGCGAGAGUCCCAGACCUCGGCCAUCACCGUAACAAGAGAAAAGGCAUUGGAUCUGGAGAAGAAACAAACCCAGCGCACCGUGUUCCUCUGCAAAGUGAUCGGUCCACGAGGAACAGGAAAGACCGACUUCCUCCAAGCUUUUCUGCAGCGGAGCACUGAGAGAAACGAGCGUGACCCCGGUCCCCCCACAAUAUACGCCAUCAACACAGUCUCAAUAGCCAAUCAGGACAAGUACCUCAUCCUGGAGGAGGUGGACGUGGAAACAGAGUUUCUAAAAGCAGCAGACGCAGCGUGUGAUGUGGCGUGUCUCAUGUAUGAUGUCAGCGACCCGGACUCCUUCAACUACUGCGCUAGUAUUUAUAAGCAGCACUACAUGGACAGUGGGAUCCCGUGUGUGGUUGUGGGCUCCAAAGCUGAUCUGAUAGAAGUCAAACAGCAUCAUGGGAUGAGCCCGUCUGAGUUCUGUUAUAAACAUCGGCUGCCUUCACCUCUCCGAUUCUCCACGCUGCUCACACACACUCACACACACAUUUACAGCAAGCUCACCUGGGCUGCCAUGUACCCGCACCUGAACGGAUCAGACAUGAGCAGCACGUCUUUCUGGCUGCGUGUGACUCUGGGAACCACAAUAGCUGCCAUGCUGGGCUUCGCUCUGUACAGAGCCUUCAGUCGACACAAAUGAUGCAGAUACUCGCGUUCUCUCACAAUACAUGCAGAUAAACACACACUCACUCGUUUCCUGCGCUCUGUCUUGGCCUUACUGAGUCACUGUGGCUUAACAAGGGCAUGAAGCUCUACUAGUUACAGUGACAAUAACACAAUUAAGCAGAUGUUUGUUUGUUUCUUCUCAGCUGGACUAAUGUAUUGCACAUGCUUUGCUUUUAUUACAAAAAGUUCCCGAUCUUACUGUUUGACUGACAUCUGACAUUUUUUUCAUCAUGUUUUGAAGGGAACAAUAUCAAGAAAUGAUUUAAAAGGUUACGUUUCGGAUUGUAUGGAAUAGCUUGGGAAGUCAGUGUGGAUCGUAAAUAUAUUCCAUGUGAAUUCAUGUUCUGUUUCUGAAGUGUGUGUUCAAAGGCAUCUCAACGUCGAGGUCAGUUAUUGAGUUUUACCUCAGCCAGUACAGGAAAUGCACUUAAAUGUAAUUUAUCAUUCCCCCUCUCAAAAUGUUCUGGGUUAAAUAGAAAUUAAAGGAGUAGUUCAUUACCUGACAACUGACUUCGACUCAGGCCGUCCCAAGAUGUAUAUUUGGCGAAAAUCUAGCAUCGCUUGCUCAUUAAUGGAUGCUCUCCAGUGAAUGGGUGCCGUCAGAAUGAGUCCAAACAGCUGAUAAAAACAUCACAAUAAUCCACACCACUCCAGUCCAUCAGUUAACAUCUUUUGAAACAGACGAGAUUUGUUUUUCACAAGAGAAAGCAAGAAUAUAUAAAUAUUAACAAUGGAUUUUGUAAUUAUAAAUAUACAAGCAUGCAUUAUUUGUGGAUUAUUGUGAUUGUUUUUAUCAGCUGUUUGGACUCUUAUUCUGACGGCACCCAUUCACUGCAGAGGAUCCAUUGGUGAGCAAAUGAUGCAAUGCUACGUUUCUUCAAAUCUGUACUGAUAAAGAACUGAGGAUAAGUACAUUUUCAGCAGAUUUUUCAUUCGAGUGACCCAUUCCCUUCAAUUUUAGUUGAAUGCUACAGAUGUCAGCAGAAAGCAUUUAAGUGCAUCUUCUAAAUUGGCCGAAUUAAAGCAAAAUAAGCAUCGGUCCCCAUUCAUUUCCAUUUCAUAUUCCACAGAUUGACAUUUAUAUGUUUGGACCAUGACUGACAAAUAAAUGUAUGUGUUACUUUUUAAAGACAGCCAAGGCAAAACCCAUUGAUGAUUUUGAGAAUGGUUCAACUGGACCGAAACUUGCAGGAUCUUGCUUUUCUGUUCGCCUAUAUUGAUUGUAGAGAUGAAUGAUUUCUGAUUGUUUAAAAUUGCAGUAAGGAUGGAUGGUGUUAAAGUGUAUUUUAAAUAAUAUUUUAGUAACCUAAAUUGCUCUGAUGAUAUUUAGAGCCCUCCUGUAUAGUUACAAAAACCAGAUAACCAGUUUGAAUACAGUUACUUCAACCAUUAUAAUGGACUGAUAUGGUCAGGAUGGACAGUUAAGGAUGGCCUGGAUUACUGUAUUUAUAAUAUUGUCCAAACUUGAUUCAUCUUGAAGACAUUGUGAGCAUGUUAACUUUUAUUUCAGCCUAAAAACAAACCCUAAAGCCAGUUUCAGGGCUGAGGUCUUUCUUGCUCAUUCACGUUGAAUUUGCAUGUGAAGAUACUCCUUCAAAAAGAAAGAAAUGACUGUGGCGGUCCUAAUUUCCUGGUUUAAUUUUCAUAAUUGCUAUAUUUUGUUCAGUAUUAAUGGCCAGUAUUAACUUGCCCUAAAAUCCCCCUGGCCCAUGUCUCAUCAGCCUCAGUCUUCCAGUUUCAACAUCAAAUGAGAUGCUUGGAUUGAAGCCUGUAUGUUCUAAUAGAAAUAUUUUGUAAUAAACUAGCUUUUUUUCUGGUGA